CCUAAGUAUUAGACACUGCAAGCGACAACUGCCUAAAUACUUUACUCUUCCGCAAUCAAACAAAUACUAAGCUCGUCUCACUGUUAGAUGAACGGCUGUAUGUGCACAACUUGUUUUGCAUAAGUUUUCCCUCUACAACACGUCUCUCUCCUAAUCUGUGGCCAGCCAGGGUUCUACCUGACACAAGUGCGAGAUUAAAGUCCACGUAGCGUGUGCUACAGUUACUCCACCUAGUCUGUUACGUGCAUCCUAUUUCACUCAACACAAGAUUAAAGUUCAUUCAGCUCGAGCAAAGGUCUUGGAAUGUGAGGUACCCGCAACCCUCACACACAUACGAGAGCGAGGGCUGCUGAAAAUUGACUGUUCAGUGCAGGUCAUCUGUGUGGUGUGUCUACAGUGCUCAAGUUGUCAUUCCAUUAAUUUGUUCAUUUAGAUAGCUUCGGUGUUUUAUCCCAGAGAAAAAGCAAUGGCUGCUUUAACUAAAGGGAUUUUUAUCGUUGCUGCAAAGCGUACUCCAUUUGGCACCAUGGGUGGUAAAUUUGUCCAGAAAUCAGCAAUGGAGUUGCAAGAGGUUGCAGGCAGAGCAGCGCUGGCAGCAGGCCGCGUCAGCCCUGAUCAAGUUGAUUCUGUUGUGAUUGGCAACGUUUUAAGUGUUUCAGCUCCAGAUUCAAUUUUCAUUGCACGCCACGUUUCUUUGAGAUGCGGAAUACCCAUUGAGCGACCUGCACUGGCUGUCAAUAGACUUUGUGGUUCUGGAUUCCAAGCUAUAGUCAGUGGGGCUCAUAACAUUCUCGUAGGGGACUCAAAAGUAGUUCUGACAGGAGGAACAGAUAAUAUGAGCCAAGCUCCUUAUGCUGUGCGUAAUAUCCGAUUUGGAGCACCUCUUGGAGCAAGAAUUGAAUUUGAGGAUACUCUGUGGGUUGGUCUUACAGACACCUACUGCAACCUUUCAAUGGCACUGACAGCAGAAAACCUGGCUGAGAAGUACAAAAUUGCAAGACAAGAUGUUGAUAAGUAUUCCCUUCGAUCACAAGUGCAAUGGAAGAACGCCAAUGAUAAAGGAUAUUUCAAGGAAGAACUAGCACCAGUCACACUGACAAUAAAGAAGAAAGAAGUGAUUGUUGAUGUAGAUGAACAUCCGCGACCUCAAACUACUGCAGAAGGACUUGCAAAACUCGCACCUGUUUUUAAGAAGAAUGGAGUUGUCACCGCAGGAUCUGCAUCUGGCAUAUGUGAUGGUGCUGGUGCUGUUGUUUUGGCUAGUGAAGAGGCUUGUAAGGAAUAUGGAUACAAACCAUUAGCACGACUUGUUGGUUAUUCGGUUGUUGGUGUGGACCCAAGCAUAAUGGGCAUAGGGCCUGCUCCAGCAAUUCAGAAGUUGCUGAAGGUCACGGACAAAACACUUAAUGAUAUCGAUCUAGUUGAGAUUAAUGAAGCAUUUGCUGCUCAGACAUUGUCUUGUCAACAAGAACUGAAAUUGGACAUGGAAAAAUUGAAUGUUAAUGGAGGAGCAAUUGCACUCGGACAUCCACUUGCUGCAUCAGGGUCACGUAUUACGAGCCAUCUUGUACACGAACUCAGGAGGAGAAAAGGAAAGUAUGGAAUUGGUUCGGCUUGUAUCGGUGGUGGCCAAGGUAUUGCUCUUCUGGUAGAGAGCAUACACUAAAUGAAUCCAAUACUACGCAACAGACUAAUUUGUACUGAAAAAUUUAUAUAAAGGAUUUUCAUAUUUUUUAUAUUCAUAUAUGUAUAUACACACAUCUAUAUUAAAAUUCAAAAAAAGCUUAGUAAA
Molecule: messenger RNA, 1792 nt
Organism: Schistocerca americana (American grasshopper)
Lineage: Eukaryota; Metazoa; Arthropoda; Insecta; Orthoptera; Acrididae
Product: 3-ketoacyl-CoA thiolase, mitochondrial-like
Exons: 8
Coding region: 467-1666 (399 amino acids)
Biological process (GO): fatty acid beta-oxidation
Molecular function (GO): acetyl-CoA C-acetyltransferase activity
Source: RefSeq, a predicted model, not a curated record